AUUAAAUCAAUCCAAUCCAAACUGAGUCUUUGAAAAAUUAUUUAAGCUUAUCAAUAUAAUAUUAUAUCAAAGACUUUGAAAUAGUGCGUCUAUACAUUUCCGGUGACCGGUGAACGCUCGGUCUUGUGGUUUGUGUGAACCCAUAAAAAGAGAGCAAUUCAAACUUCAUCAUCCUUAGGAUGGAUCAGCUUUAUUGUAAAUAUUUCCAUUAGGUGAAAAUCUACGACAUCAUAAAUCAUAUUUAACAGACAGAUUAAAAACAUAAUGAGCACACAAGAAGCAGGAAGCAGGAGCAAGAAACUACAAACAUUUACAUGUAAAUGUUUUUAAAUAUUCACCCAAAUUCUAAAAAAAUUCAUUAGUGAGCCGCUGUCAGAAAUUCAAAACCUGUCUUAAUAUUACUCGUCAAUAGACUCCACAGUACUUGGAGCACCGAAACUUGGAGCGAAAGACGCACAAAAAAACCUAUGAUGAAUACGAUUGGAAUGUCAUUUGAUAGUGUUGCUGGAUAAAUGUGUUGCUCUGCGAACCAAAAUAAAGACAGCAACAAGGAAUCUUGUCUGUUUGUCAUCCUCAAAAUUGUUUUGUAACGCCAAUUAUGGGCCACAUAAUUUAAAUCUAUUGUAUGUAGACAACUAUUCUUCUUUCCUUGUUUUUGCCACAAAAAUUAACCAACACACAUGCAGACAUACGGACACAUAUGCACGUAUGUAUCUAGAGGUUUCAACACAAACAGAGACAUUUCGAAAAUGUAGAAUAGAACACGAAUUAUGUCUGAGAAUACGAUCGUUUUAUGCUGCCACACGUACAAAAUACAAGACAACACGAAUUAAUGUUCUUGUUUUUGGUGGCCUAGCGAAACAUUUCCCAGCCAACCAACCAUCCAUCUAUACAGAAAUGGUAGAAGAACAAUCGAAGAAUGGAAAGAUGUGCCUCGUUGUUGUUUGUUGAUGCGUAACCGAGCGGCAAAUGAGCAAGAACAGACGGUAGUAGAGCAUUCGCACAGUGCGGUCCUAAGCAGCCAUUCUAGGUGUGAGGGUACGUACGGCGUAAAGAGCACUUAAACUGACAGAAAUCCAUUUCCGAAAGAAAAUUAGGCCUUUAUUGUAAACUCACCGUCACGAAAAGAGAAAAAAAGAAGUGAAGACAUGGCAAAAAUGUACAGUAGAAAUGUUGAGCAAAGCAAAAUAAUUGACUAAGAACAGGUAGCCGGUAUGCCGUGCUGAGCACAGACUGCAAGUGGAAAGCAUGUUAAACGGAGAGCGAACGUACGAGUGAUAAUGAGACAUCGUAGUUUCCCUUCAAUCACAGUUCAUGCUCAAGCCUAUAAUACCGCCUGCUAAUAAAAUUAUACUCAAACUACCGCGAAAGACACUGAGUCUUAGAGUCUUUACAUUGUUAGUUCGUUUUGAGAAGAUCAGCGUUGCGGAGAGACUUACUUUAAGCAGUGUGAGAGUCGUUACAGAAUUGAGGUUAUCUCUUACCGCUAGUGCGGAGUAUCUUAUAACUGCGUAUCUACGCUACAGCCAACAGUUUAAACAGAGAUUGCGUUAGCGACAGACGUACUAGAUCUUCUGCUAACUGCUUUUGAAACGCGAAGUGAAAUAAAAAAGAUUUCUAAAAAGUUUAAAGUGUAGCAACUCAGUCGUAUCGUAACAAAGAAAAGCGAAUAAUAUAAAGCGUGUCAGAGAUAAAAGGAAAACGCAACGUACGCCGGGAGAAAGUAAAAAGACCACCACACUGAUAAAGGAAUUUCAAAUGAGACCCAAUUUAUAAAUCGCAAAACCCACAAAACAAUAAAAAAUAAAUAAACACCCGCCACACAGAACACAAAUCAUUGCUCUUUGAACAAAAAAAGAAAGACACAAGAAAGUCGUCGACCCAAGAAAGUGAUAUCGUACCUUCAUUUCGAGUGUACGCCGUAUAAACGCUAGCAUGGAAGAUCUCGCACGUUCAUUAAAUUUCGAACAGCCACACGAACUGCCACCCCUGGACAAGUACGCGCAACAUAUACUCGAAAAUAGCAAAACCAUUAUAGUUCCUGCCGCGCCCACAGUGCCCACCGUAAACCCAUCUACGUCCACGCUCAGAGCAUCCAGUGAUUUUUUGCAAAAAAUCGGCGCGACGCUGCUCAAUUCCGUACAAUUGAAAAAAUAUAUAAAAUUCGACAAUUCACCGGUUGUUGGGGCUUCCCUGAGAGGCAGCGAACACGAUAUAGAUAUGUUCGGUAUGCCGCCGCCACCGAAUCAUGUUUCGAUCGAUUCUUCCGGCUUUGAUGCAGUGGACGAGUUGCAGCGCCAACUGGAGUACGACAAGUUCAUGAACGAGGUGUGGAUCGGUAUUGUGCUCACACUCGUGCUCACCUCAAUGGUGUUCUGCAUCUGCUCCUGCUUUCUCUAUCAUCAGUUCCGCACUUGGAAGAGAAAUUACCGAAACACUGUGGCGCAAUCCCGCAAUGGACACGAGAGUGAAACAACGAAAUUGCAUUCUGAUAUUGACGAUCCUGUGCCCGAAUACACACUCGUCUCCGGCUUGCCUUCGUACGAAGUUGCACUGGAGCUGCUCAAUAAAUCACCGCAAUCCUGUCUUAUUGUGCACCCGAGCGUCUUCAGCGUAUUCCACGUAAACGAGAAAGCAACAACUAAUAAGCAACAACAACCUUUACAACCAACAAAGCCUCAGUCACAACUCGUUGAAGUGACAACACCAUUGUUGCCAACAAUGAAUGCUGUACAACAACAACUGAUGCAUGCAACUGGAACAAGAACAACGGGUAUAGUGCGGGCUGGUAGAGACUACGCUGUUUUGCCCACUUACGAGGAGGCUAAUAGCCCACACAACUUGUUGCAUGCAGCAGCUGUCACUUUGACAACAGUCAUUGAGAAAUCGGGGAACAAGUCUGUAGGACAAGCGAGUGAAAACCACACAGUUCUUACGAUGCCAACAACAACAACAACAUCAACGGUAGUAACAACAACAUCCAGUGAUAACGGUGCGACGCAUAAAUACUAACUGUACCCCUAACGGCGGAAUGUCGCAGACAUGUUCCGUAAUUGUCAAAAGUGACUCUCGAGUGUAGAAGUUUGACAUCCGUCAAUUCGACUACACAUCUACACAUCGCAACUGUGAUAUUGUUUACCUUAACUGAUUGUUGUUUUGUACUUAGUUUUAGUAGUAAUUUAUUAUGCUGACAGUGCAAUUAUUGUUCAGCGCGAAAAUGCAAUUUUUGCUGGAGAAUAAAGAACUGGAAAUUUGUAAAUGUCAUAAAUGAAACGACUGUGAUGGCUCUGCACAAAUUUAAGUCUGAUUUAAGAUUUAGUUAAGUACGAUUACCAGUUUUGAUCCAGAGUUUCAGUUCUUUUAUAAUAUUGUAUAUUAUAUUAUAAGGGAUUUGUGUAUUUUUAAUGCGAAUGUAGACAUGAAAGACGCCUUCAAAACCAUCCUAAUUAAUUAUUUAUUAAAAUAGUUAAAGAAGAUAGAUGUGAAUUAUUUAAAUUAAAUAAACAAGUUUUU
This is a messenger RNA of Bactrocera oleae (olive fruit fly), 3513 nucleotides long. RefSeq names its product comm2 (gene comm2). The record is from RefSeq and is a predicted model, not a curated record. Gene Ontology annotation, biological process: axon guidance. NCBI's taxonomy places the organism in Eukaryota, Metazoa, Arthropoda, Insecta, Diptera, Tephritidae.